This is a messenger RNA of Cylindrotheca closterium, 408 nucleotides long. NCBI's taxonomy places the organism in Eukaryota, Bacillariophyta, Bacillariophyceae, Bacillariales, Bacillariaceae. The record is from the annotation of a GenBank genome assembly.
AUGAUUGCUGCAACUCGAGGAGGUCCGAUGAGCCGUACAGUAGCUCGGCGUGUUGGUUACCAAAUGCCGCGUCAUUCAGCGAACGCAUUGUCUACAGCUUGGUCAUCUGUAACGCCAUCAUGCUCGUCUCGACGUGAGGACGAGGAAGAUGGAGUCUCACAGAGGCGAACGUAUCACACCACAACACCAUCGUCAAUUGCUCCAUUUCUUCCUGAGAUUAUCAUUGGUGGUGGGAUUAUUGGUGGAUGGGCCAUUCAUCGCAUUUCGCAGGGCAAACCGCUCACUCCCGACGAAGCAUUGGAAGCUCAAGAAUUGUACAGGCGCCAAGAAGAGGAUCUGAGAAGACGUCAACAAGAAUAUCAGCGCCAGAAGAAGCAGCCUAGAGAAAUGAAUUUUAGUAAGCGUUAA